AUGGAAGGUGCGCUGCAGGAUGGAGUUGCUCCCGUGCUCCCGGUGGGAGGGCAGGUGGGUGAUGGCCCAAGCUUCUUCAAUGUCAAUCUUGAAUGUCACUGUGGUCGCCCUUGCCAAUUGGACGCAGCUUCCAUUGCCAGACUGGAGGCACCAAACUUAAUGAUGCCUUACAGCAGCUUUCCGGCGAACAAGCUCCCUAAAAAGGUCAACAACCCAACGCAGUCUACGCCGUUGGCAGGAACGACCCAGAAUUAUCGGCAUACGGGUACCGACAGGCAACGAUCGGAUUUGGCAAGGCUGAAGCAGCAACAGCUCCUUCCUGCCCAGCAUCUGCAACUAGGUACCUAUCUCGUGUAUACUGAGGUGGUACUGAAUUACUUUGAGUUGUGCGAAUCUUUCAAUCUCGGCCAAUUCUUUCCCGCUUCUGACACUUCCGAAAAGCAUCAGCAACUCACCUGCGAGUUCCCCGCUUCUGCCUGGAUCGUGAAGCUUCGCCCCACCCACUCUGAUUCAUUGGACUUCCAUACUAAUCAUUACGUCCAUCGACCCAACUAUCGGGAGCUGCUGGCAGGAUAUCAUUGCCCUUGGUAUUUCUCGCGUCUUUGA
This is a messenger RNA of Colletotrichum lupini, 606 nucleotides long. RefSeq lists its product as uncharacterized. NCBI's taxonomy places the organism in Eukaryota, Fungi, Ascomycota, Sordariomycetes, Glomerellales, Glomerellaceae. The transcript is spliced from 2 exons. The coding region runs from base 1 to 606 and encodes 201 amino acids. The record is from RefSeq and is a predicted model, not a curated record.